Messenger RNA from Exophiala xenobiotica, 848 nucleotides. RefSeq lists its product as uncharacterized. The record is from RefSeq and is a predicted model, not a curated record. The transcript has 2 exons. The coding region runs from base 99 to 731 and encodes 210 amino acids. Lineage: Eukaryota; Fungi; Ascomycota; Eurotiomycetes; Chaetothyriales; Herpotrichiellaceae.
GGGCGACGCUCCAGACAUGGCGAUACGCUUAUACAAGACCGGCUAUACUUCAGUUGAGCAGUUUGCGCCGAUAUACAGGUGUCCAUGAAAUACCAGAUAUGGUCAUCGGACUGCUCAUAUUGACCGCGAUUCCUACAGUGACCGGCGUGUCGCAAGCCAUCUCUGGACAAAGAACCCGCGAGGAGCGUCAGAAGGAUGAAAAUCGCAUGAAGAAAUUCCAUAUCGACAUCCAUUGCGAAGCCGAUAGUGCUGGCACAAUAGGGAUACAUGGCAAGCGGCUAGUCCUCAAAGACGACCGGGUAUGGAUAGGUCCGCAUGAAGCUAGCAAUCCGUGCCCAGAAGGCUACGUGGCCGAGUGCUUCUACAUUGAAUAUCCGGACAACGAACGAGUUCCAAUACCGAUUGGCCUCGUGAGCCAGGUUCGAGACGAUCCUCCCUUGCUGAACUGGUUGUAUAUGGACAAGGAUACUAUGGAAUUGAAAUAUGGAAACAAAAGCGCAAGCAUAGAACAUCAUAUUGGACCAUGGGAUUGGACAGAGGACGAGAAAACUAUCACCUUUGAUGAGUCGAAAGCUUUCACUGCUGUUCAAGAUCCUAAAACUCGAAGAUGGCAGAUCUAUUACGACAUGGACAACGAUGGACUCAGCAGGUUCGUGCCAAAGGGAAGACGGAUGAUACUGGUCAGCUUACAGAGGACGUUAUUGUCUGGCGCCAACGUGCCAGGAGCGUGAAUGCUUGUAUUGAUGUAUACUUAUAUGUUGUAAUGACGGUAGCUUCCCAUUAUAGUUUGGGCGGGCAUGGGCGACGAUGCAAUGUGGGUACAACUGUGAGCGUGUCGGUUAAGUUUC